CAUACAUUUGUUCAAGAGAGGAUAAUCUCACAUGUUGUCAGUUGAACAUGACCAUGGAUGAGGAGGAUUAUGAACGCUUUGAAAAGAUGGAUGUUGAUUGCUCAGAUCGAAUUGUUAGGGAGGGAAUAAUUGCUGCUUGUGGUUACCAAGGAAACAAUAGGAUUCAGUGUCCAUACGGAUACAUGUGUGUUUCUUUUAGAAAAUAUUCAAUGUGCUGUAAAUACAUACCACCGCCUAUACCACCUAUGAAUGAAAUGAAGUGUUCAAAUGGACAGCCAAAAUAUAACAUAUCAUGUAGGUCUAUGAAGUUUUGGUGUCCAAAUACAUACAUUUGUUCAAAGAAGGAGGAUACAUGCUGUCAGGAUAAAAUGAAGAAGACUGAUAUUGAAUAUAUGGAACAUUCUGGAGAUCUUAAUUGCACUGAUCGAAUCCUGGAUAAAAGAGGAAUUCCUAGGAAAUGUAGAGGAGGUGGAAGCUUUCGAUGUCCAGGUGGAUACAAUUGUACAUAUCCCCUAAAUCGUAGAUACACAUUGUGCUGCAGGUACAUCCCACCAAUAACAUGUACAAAACAUGGCUACAUUCAUCCCCAAAAAGAUGGCAAAUGGCUUGACAUAGACAACUGCACUGUAUGCAAGUGUGUAAGUCAAGAUAAUAUCAAAUGCAAGAAAAAUGUUAAAUGUUCUCCGAGUAAGCACUGUAAAGAAGAUGGUCCCAUAACAUUGGACAUUGAUGGUGAAUGUAAUGCUUGCUCAUGUGUCGGUGGAAUGUUGAAAAAGUGCAAAAGGUGUAAAUUGGUGUGCAGAUGUGGCAAAGGAAAUGGGAAAUGCAAACCAUGUCAACAAGAAGUAUCUGUGUUUUCACCAUGUGGAGAAGGGAGAAGUUGCACAACUGUCCAAGUAAGAAUGAAUUGUACAGUACGACUUUCCUACAAAUGCAGAGGAUUGAUAUGGAACGAUUGCCCAGGGGACUGCGCUGAACCAAUGGAAGGCUGGGGAGAGUGGAGUGAUUUUACAAACACCUGUAGGAAAAAUGGAAGAGGUUCUAAGAAACGUGUUAGAGUUUGCCAAAAAACUUGUGAAGUGGCUCAAGACGUUCGUAUAGUAAAAAAUAAAGAUGGUGUAAAGGCUGAAAUACAUGAAGAAAAGUGUAGCCCCCUCGCAUAAAUUGGCUAAAUGUAUUAAAGGGUCUGAGAAAUGAUUUUAUCUGUUAAUAUUAAAAAAAUAA
Messenger RNA from Owenia fusiformis, 1224 nucleotides. Lineage: Eukaryota; Metazoa; Annelida; Polychaeta; Sabellida; Oweniidae. The record is from the annotation of a GenBank genome assembly.